Messenger RNA from Pteronotus mesoamericanus, 2101 nucleotides. It is a transcript of the gene HIBCH, whose product is annotated as 3-hydroxyisobutyryl-CoA hydrolase. Gene Ontology annotation, biological process: L-valine catabolic process. NCBI's taxonomy places the organism in Eukaryota, Metazoa, Chordata, Mammalia, Chiroptera, Mormoopidae. The record is from RefSeq and is a predicted model, not a curated record. Gene Ontology annotation, cellular component: mitochondrion. The transcript is spliced from 14 exons. Bases 221 to 1354 code for a protein of 377 amino acids. Gene Ontology annotation, molecular function: 3-hydroxyisobutyryl-CoA hydrolase activity.
CAACCCUUUUUGUCAAGCAAUUUCUCUCGCUCCGUCCGUCGUCGCCGCGUAGCGUAAAACCCCGCCUUGGGCCUCUCUGGGUCUCUCUAGGCCUCCGGAGGACUUGCCAUCUGUUUCCGGCGGCGCUCGGCGGCAGCGGGCGGGUCUGUCUUGAGGCUCCAUCGGAGUGCACAGUCGCGGCUUUUUGGUUCCCGCGUGUUCGGUGAUUAGGCAGCAGGAGAUGUCGGGCCUCGUUGCGAGGUUUAAUUCAUUCAAAAGGAUUAAUAUACGGCAUCAUUUGAGUAUGUCCAACCACACGGAUGCAGCACAAGAAGUACUAUUAGAAAGAAAAGGUUGUGGAGGAGUGAUAACACUAAACAGACCAAAGAUGCUAAAUGCGUUGACUCUUAAUAUGACCCGGCAGAUUUAUCCACAGCUAAAGAAGUGGGAACAAGAUCCUGAAACUUUCCUGAUCAUAAUAAAGGGAGCUGGUGGAAAGGCUUUUUGUGCAGGGGGUGAUGUCAUAGCAAUUGCAAAGGGAGAGCGGAAGAUAGCUCAGGAUUUCUUCAGAGAAGAAUACAUGCUAAACAAUGCCAUUGGUUCUUGCCAGAAACCAUAUGUUGCACUUAUUCAUGGAAUUACAAUGGGUGGGGGAGUUGGACUCUCGGUUCAUGGACAGUUCCGAGUGGCUACUGAAAAGACUCUUUUUGCAAUGCCGGAGACUGCAAUAGGACUAUUCCCUGAUGUCGGUGGAGGUUAUUUUUUGCCAAGACUUCAAGGAAAACUUGGUUACUUCCUUGCAUUAACAGGAUUCAAGCUGAAAGGAAGAGAUGUGUACAAAGUAGGAAUUGCUACACAUUUUGUAGAUUCUGAAAAGUUGGGCAUGUUAGAAGAAGAUUUGUUAGCCCUGAAAUCUCCUUCAAAAGAAAAUAUUGCAGAUGUCUUAGAAACUUACCAUAUGAAGUCCAAGAUUGAUCAAGGCAAGCCUUUCAUACUUGAGGAACAUAUGGACAAAAUAAACAGUUGGUUCUCUGCCAAUAAUGUGGAACAGAUUAUUGAAAAUUUACAGCAGGAUGGUUCACCUUUUGCUCUAGAGCAGUUGAAGGUAAUUAAUAAAAUGUCUCCAACAUCUCUAAAGAUCACAUUAAAACAACUCAUGGAGGGGUCUUCAAAGACCUUGCCAGAAGUAUUAACUAUGGAGUAUCGUCUGAGUCAAGCUUGCAUGAGAGGUCAUGACUUUAAGGAAGGCGUUAGGGCAGUUUUAAUAGAUAAAGACCAGAGUCCAAAGUGGAAACCAGCCACUCUAAAAGAAGUUACUGAUGAAGAUUUGAAAAAUUCCUUUAAAUCUCUGGGAAGCAAUGAUUUGAAAUUUUGAAGUGACUGGAUUUGGAAGGUAUUUUGGAGCAGGGGUCAGCAAACUAUGACACAUGGCCCAAAUCUGGCCUGCUCCCUGUUUUUUAUAUAUUCCUCAAGCUGGGAAUAGUUUCUGCAUUUUUAAAUGAACGGGGAGAAAAACCAAAGACUAAUUUUUCAUGACCUGUGAAAAUUGCAUGAAAUGCAAAUACCAGUGUCCGUAAAUAAAGCUUUAUUGGAACAUAGCUGUACUCAUCCAUUUACAUAUUAUCUAUGGCUGCUUUGAGUAAUUGUAGCAGAGACAGUUAAGACCUGCAAAGCCUAAAAUAUUUACUAUCUGGUCCUUUUCAGAAAAAGUUUGCCAACACCUGUUUUAGAAGAUGGGAAAUUUGAAGGUCUCUAGAGAUUCUUGUGUUAGUAUAUCUAAUUAAAAUGGGAACUUCAUGUUAUAGCUUUUGGUAGCGGUUUGUGUUUUGGUUAAAUAAAUGUAUAGAUUAUAAAAAAUAAAAACCCUGACAUUUUUUUGAUACUCUGUUAAUGUUUCAUAGAAUUUUCUUCAUAUAUCAAUCUGUUUAAAAGUAAUUGUGAGUUACCAUAGCAGAAGUGUUCCUUUCAUAACAUUUGAAAUCUCAGGCAAAGAUUUUUGUAAAGUUGUCUUUUCAGUAUUAUUAACUUAGCCUUGGCAUUUUCUAAAGUUAACCACAAUCCCUACCUGUGGCAAAAGUGAAUUAUUUUUUGCUCUUUGCAAUAUUUGCUAACAUGACAGAAU